AUGGAACAGCUGCUCAAGCCGCGCCUGCAGCUCCGUCUCGGUGAGACGCAGCACACGUUGCGCGACGUACGCGUCGUGGCGCGCCUCCUGGCAGACGACGAGGAUGUCGCCGGCGUCGGCGAUCACCCACGCAGGGCUCGUGCAGCUGCUCUCCUGCGAGCGGCUCAGGCACCGCAGGCGGUUCUCGAGGUCGUAGCACUGCAGCGUGAACUUCUCAGCCCGCGUGUCGCUCUGCGUUAG
This is a messenger RNA of Trypanosoma grayi, 240 nucleotides long. RefSeq lists its product as hypothetical. Bases 1 to 240 code for a protein of 79 amino acids. The transcript has a single exon. NCBI's taxonomy places the organism in Eukaryota, Euglenozoa, Kinetoplastea, Trypanosomatida, Trypanosomatidae. The record is from RefSeq and is a predicted model, not a curated record.